AUGGCGACCGCCUGCUACUCAUGCUCCCACUCCUCAUCCGGGCUGCGCCACCUCACGCCGAGCCCGCGCACCGCACUCGCCGGACGCCGCCACCAGAAGGCCGCCUGGUCCUCCAACAGCUGCGCCUGUGCACCGAUUCGCGCUGCCUCGUCGACGGAGACAGCACGCCGGGGAACCAAGCCCGCAAAGGGCGGCGCGCGGUGCGAGCGAGCCUUUAGCACGCCGGAGAAGAGCGUGGCCAGCACCGACAACGUCGGCGGCGACACGGCGAAGGCCGAGACCUCCCAUAGCGGCGGCUCGUGGCCAGAGUCGGCGCUCCCGGCGCUCGCGGCCAUCACCCGGCUGCUGCAGCGGACGAUGGGGGGAGCGUGCCCAGCAGACGCCCACGAGCCGGUGUUCGCGCCGCUCUUCCACUCGGUCACGGUGCCCGAGAUCUCUCCCGCCGCCUACCUCGAGGAGUACGUCCUCUCACAAGGCCUGCUCCACAAGGAGGGGCUGCUCGAGCCGCUCCUCCUGCACAUGGUCGUCCUCAUCGACCGCCUGCUGCUCAACCACGCGAGCCGCGGGCUGCACCUCUGCGUCUCAAACGCGCACCGCCUCCUGCUCGUCGCCGCGCUGCUCGCGUCCAAGGUGCUGGACGACGAGUCGUACAACAACUCGUACUGGGCGCGCGUCGGCGGUGUCUCGCUCUCGCACCUCAACGACCUCGAGGUGCUCGCUUGCGAGCUGCUAGAAUUCCGCGUCUCGGUCUCGGCCGAGGAGCUGCAGCUGACGCGGACGACGCUGCUCACCAUGUGA
Molecule: messenger RNA, 798 nt
Organism: Emiliania huxleyi CCMP1516
Lineage: Eukaryota; Haptophyta; Isochrysidales; Noelaerhabdaceae
Exons: 3
Coding region: 1-798 (265 amino acids)
Biological process (GO): regulation of cyclin-dependent protein serine/threonine kinase activity
Molecular function (GO): protein kinase binding
Source: RefSeq, a predicted model, not a curated record